AUGAAGUAUAAAUACUUGGCCGACGCCGACAGUGCCACACUUGAGAAUAUCUCUUCUGCAACAGAGGAAGAUAAACUCACUGCAACCAUGAUACUUCAGCGUGCAGCGGUGAUAUUGGCAGUCACGAUGGCCCUUGUGUCGAUGGCAGUGGCCGGAGGUGGGUUUGGCGGUAGUAGCGGUGGCGGCGGCGGCGGUGGAUACGGCGGAGGCAGCGGAGGAGGAAGCGGCGGUGGCAGUAUAGUUUCUGGAAUUCUUGUUGGCAGUGGAACUCUCUCGGGUGGAGGUGGCGGUGGCGGCGGCUACGGAGGUGGAAGCGGAGGCGGAAGCGGAGGCAGCAGUGGAUACGGAGGAUAA
Molecule: messenger RNA, 354 nt
Organism: Penaeus indicus
Lineage: Eukaryota; Metazoa; Arthropoda; Malacostraca; Decapoda; Penaeidae
Product: ctenidin-3-like
Exons: 3
Coding region: 1-354 (117 amino acids)
Source: RefSeq, a predicted model, not a curated record